AUGUGGUGGUCCGUAACAGUGUUAUCAUUUUUAUUAAACGGAGUCUGUGAAGCAGGUAUCACAAGUUCAUUCAUUAGAGUGGCCGCACCUUCCAUUGAGAUCCCCAAAGAAGAUUUCCCUCCACCUCACGGUUACAAUGCACCUGAACAGGUCCAUAUAACACAAGGUGAUUACACCGGAAACGGUGUGAUAGUCUCGUGGGUGACCCCUGUAGAGAAAUACCCAAACUUCGUGACAUAUUGGAAAGCCGAUGAGAAAAAUGGUAUCAAACGCAACCGUGUGCGUUCAAAAAUCACCACUUACCGAUACUACAACUAUUCUUCCGGCUACAUUCAUCACGCUACAAUCAAUAGACUACAGUAUAACACAAAGUACGCAUAUGAGCUCGGGCAUGGUAACGGCACACGCCAAUUUUGGUUCAUGACACCUCCCGAAAUAGGCCCCGAUGUUCCCUACACAUUUGGGCUCAUUGGUGAUUUGGGACAAACGCACGCAUCGAAACAAACCUUGGACCAUUACUUGGCUACCAAGAAAGGCCAAACUGUGUUGUUCCUCGGUGACUUCUCAUACGCUGAUGUUCAUCCUUUUCAUGAUAACGAGAAAUGGGAUACGUACGGCCGGUUUGUCGAGAAGAGUAAUGCUUACGAGCCAUGGAUAUAUACCGCCGGAAAUCAUGAAUUGGACCUUGCUCCUGAAAUCGGAGAAUACGUUCUUUUCAAGCCAUACAAGCACCGAUACCGUGUCCCUUUCCGAGCUUCCGGAAGUACAUCGCCACUUUGGUAUUCCAUUAAGCGUGCAUCGGCACACAUCAUCGUGCUUUCUUCUUACUCAGCUUUUGCGAUAUACACUCCUCAAUAUACAUGGCUAGAACAAGAACUCACGAAAGUUAACCGAAGCGAAACCCCAUGGCUGAUUGUUAUGAUGCAUUCGCCGAUGUACAAUAGCAACAACUACCAUUUCAUGGAAGGGGAAACCAUGAGAGUUGUUUUCGAGCCGUGGUUUGUCAAAUACAAAGUCGAUCUCGUGCUUUCCGGUCAUGUUCAUUCAUAUGAACGCUCGGAGAGAGUAUCAAAUAUUCAAUAUAAUAUAACCUCUGGAUUAAGUACCCCAGUCAAAGACCCUUCGGCUCCAGUCUACAUUACCGUUGGUGAUGGCGGAAACAUAGAGGGUAUCGCCGAUAGUUUUACGGAACAUCAACCAGAUUACUCGGCUUUCAGAGAAGCGAGCUUUGGGCAUGCGUUACUCGAGAUAAAGAAUCAAACGCAUGCCUUCUAUAGUUGGCAUCGUAAUCAAGACAAUGUGGCGGUUUCCGGGGAUUCGAUUUGGUUUUAUAAUCGUCAUUUUUAUCCUAAAGAAGAGAGUAGCUCUAAAGGGUAG
Cynara cardunculus var. scolymus (artichoke) is the source of this 1377-nucleotide messenger RNA. Its product is annotated as purple acid phosphatase 5. Lineage: Eukaryota; Viridiplantae; Streptophyta; Magnoliopsida; Asterales; Asteraceae. The transcript has 8 exons. Bases 1 to 1377 code for a protein of 458 amino acids. Gene Ontology annotation, molecular function: acid phosphatase activity; metal ion binding. The record is from RefSeq and is a predicted model, not a curated record.